GGAAGAGACGUAAAAGGGGCGGGGCAACAUCUCACAAAUCGGACCGUGAGCCUUCGCGUUUCCUCUUUCCUGCCGGCGCCGAGCGAUGGGCAUCUCUCGGGACAAUUGGCACAAGCGCCGCAAGACCGGGGGCAAAAGAAAGCCCUAUCACAAGAAGCGGAAGUAUGAGUUGGGGCGCCCUGCUGCCAACACUAAGAUUGGCGCCCGCCGCAUACACACAGUCCGAGUUCGAGGAGGCAACAAGAAGUACCGAGCCCUGCGGCUAGAUGUGGGAAACUUCUCCUGGGGCUCUGAGUGUUGUACUCGAAAAACAAGGAUCAUUGAUGUUGUUUACAAUGCAUCCAAUAACGAGCUGGUCCGCACCAAGACCUUGGUGAAGAACUGCAUUGUGCUCAUUGACAGCAUGCCGUACCGACAGUGGUACGAAUCCCACUAUGCACUGCCCCUGGGCCGAAAAAAGGGGGCCAAGCUGACUCCUGAGGAGGAGGAGAUUUUAAACAAAAAACGAUCAAAGAAAAUUCAAAAGAAGUAUGAUGAAAGGAAAAAGAACGCCAAGAUCAGCAGUCUUCUGGAAGAGCAGUUCCAGCAGGGCAAGCUUCUUGCCUGUAUUGCAUCAAGACCAGGCCAGUGUGGCCGAUCAGAUGGCUUUGUGCUAGAGGGCAAAGAGCUGGAGUUCUAUCUGAGGAAAAUCAAGGCCCGGAAAGGCAAAUAAACCUUCCCUCCUGGUUUAACUCAUGUAAUAAAGGUGUUUAUUGUUCUAUGUGCA
Molecule: messenger RNA, 766 nt
Organism: Octodon degus (degu)
Lineage: Eukaryota; Metazoa; Chordata; Mammalia; Rodentia; Octodontidae
Gene: Rps8
Product: ribosomal protein S8
Exons: 6
Coding region: 86-712 (208 amino acids)
Biological process (GO): translation; maturation of SSU-rRNA from tricistronic rRNA transcript (SSU-rRNA, 5.8S rRNA, LSU-rRNA)
Cellular component (GO): ribosome; cytosolic small ribosomal subunit
Molecular function (GO): structural constituent of ribosome
Source: RefSeq, a predicted model, not a curated record